GGGUUGCGGGCCGGGCCGGGUCGGCGGCGGACGCACCGCCUGAGCCCGCCGGCCGGAGAAGCGGCGGAGGCCCCGGGGCGCGGGUCGGGGCUCCCCUCCAGGUACCCGGGCCUGGGCUGCAGGGCUGCUGCCGGGGCUCCUUCAUCCUUCACAGCAGCUACACGAUGCCUCACAAAAUCGGCUUCGUGGUGGUUAGCUCGUCUGGACACGAGGACGGCUUCAGCGCCCGGGAACUCAUGGUCCACGCCCCGACUGUCAGUGGCUGGAGGUCUCCAAGGUUUUGCCAGUUCCCACAAGAGAUCGUGGUGCAGAUGGUGGAGCGGAGCCGCAUCCGGAAGCUGCAGCUGCUCGCCCACCAGUACAUGAUCGCCAGCAAGGUCGAGUUCUAUGUCAGCGAAAGCCUGCCCGAGUACCUCGCACCCUACCAGGCCGAGCGCUUCCGCAGGCUGGGCUAUGUCUCACUCAGUGACAACGAGAAGACAGGCUGCAGGGCGCGGGAGCUCAAGUCUGUGUACGUGGAUGCCGUGGGCCAGUUUCUCAAGCUGAUUUUCCAUCAGAACCACACCAACAAGUAUAACAUCUACAACCAGGUGGCCCUGGUAGCCAUCAAUAUCAUCGGGGACCCUGCAGAUUUCGGCGAUGAAAGCAACAUCACCUCCAGGGAGAAGCUCAUUGAUCACUACCUGGCCCACGCUGCUGAGGACCCGGCUUUGGAAGGCACCAGCACAGGGAAGUCCAACUACAUCUCCCCACUGGACGACUUGGCUUUCGACAUGUACCAGGACCCCGAGGUGGCGCAGCUCAUCCGCCGGCUGGACGAACAGAAGCGGGAGGCGGUGCGGGCCGAGCGCUACGACCAUGCCAAGAAGCUCAAGCAGGCCAUCGCUGACCUGCAGAAGGUGGGCGAGCGGCUGGGGCGCUACGAGGUGGAGAAGCGCUGUGCCGUGGAGAAGGAGGACUACGACCUGGCCAAGGAGAAGCAGCAGCAGAUGCAGCGGUACCGCGCCCAGGUCUACGCACAGCUGCAACACCACGGCCUGGAGGAGCCCGAGCUGAUGCGGGCCCCCCUGGAGCUGGGCCCGCAGCCACUUGGGCCCCCGGGCAGCCCUCGGAACCUGCCACAGGAAGAUGCAGCAACUUCAGAAAAGCCACCAGCACUCGGCCCGGGAGUGACCCCUCCACGAGCCCCGGCCACACGUUCACCUGCCACUGAGCCCGGCCCCAGUGCCCAGCUCGAGCCUCUGCCGUACGACGAGCGGCCGCUGCCCACCUCGCGCCAGCCACAGGCGGCAGGAAGGAGUGACCCUGACAUCAGCGACGGCCCUGGCGGCCCCAUGAGCGAGCCCGAACCCUUGACGGAGAAAGCUUGGCGGGAGGCAGGCUCUGCCAUCGAGGUGCUGGGGGAGAAGCUGGUGGCGGGCGCCUAUUCCAGGACGUGGUCAUGCCGUGAGGAUGCACUACUGGCCCUCUACAAGCAGCUGUCGGAGAUGCCCCUGGACACCCCCAAGGAGGAGCUCAAGAACACGCUCAGGGCCGCCGUCUUCCUGGUCCGCAAGGCCAUCAGGGAUGUUGUCACCCCGGUCUUCCAGGCAUCACUGAAGCUGCUGAAGCUGCUAGUGACGCAGUUUAUCCCCAAGCACCGUUUGGGCCGGCCUGAAGCCACGCACUGUGUGGAAAGGACCAUCCCUGUGCUGCUGUCCAGGACCGGGGACACAUCCGCACGCCUCCGCCUCAUGGCCUCCAACUUCAUCCAGGAAAUGGCCUUAUUCAAGGAAGUCCGGGCUCUCCAGAUGGUCCCGUCCUACUUGCUGCAGCCCCUCAAAGCCAAUGCAUCCCCACACCUGGCCCUGAGCCAGAUGGGCCUGCUGGCACGGCUGCUGCGGGACCUGGGCACCGGGAAUAAUGGCUUCCCUGUGGAUGCCGUCAUGAAGUUCACUGUGAGCGCCCUGGAGCACCGCGUCUACGAGGUCCGGGACUCGGCGGUUCAGAUCAUCCUGGACCUGUACCGGGAGCACCGCGCCGUGGUGCUGGAGUACCUGCCGCCCGAUGACGCCGUCACGCGCAAGAACGUGCUCUACAGAACCAUCUUCGACGGCUUCGCGCGGAUCGACGGCCGCCCCACCGAUGCCGAGCUCAGGGCACAGAGGAAAGCAGCCACGGAGGAGGCAGAGAAGCGGAAGAGGGAUGAGAUCCAGGUCCUGCAGGAGCAGCGGGACGCACUGGAGGCCGAGGUGCAGGCCAGGGACACCGAUGCGGCCAAGGACCAGGCCCAAGAGUCUCCGGGAAGGAAAGCAGAUCCCCAGGACGCUCCGGAAACCCCCGAUAAUCACUACCUAGACAAGCUUUGCAUCUUCUGUGGGGAAAGGAACGAGGCCUUCACCGGGGAGGGCCUGGACCUGCACUACUGGAAGUUCUGCCUCAUGCUCACGCGUUGCGGCCACUGCCAGCAGGUGGUGGAGAUCUCCAGCUUGACCGAGCACCUGCUGACCGAGUGCGACAAGAAGGACGAGUUCGGCAAAUGCUACCGCUGCAGUGAGGCCAUUCUCCAGGCGGAGCUGCCGGGCCACAUCAAGGCCAAGGACUGCAACCCUGCCAAACCAGAGAAGCUGGCGAGCCGAUGCCCACUGUGUCACGAGAACUUCAGCCCUGGGGAAGAGGCAUGGAGGGUGCACCUGAUGGGCCCGGGCGGCUGCACCCAGAACCCGCGCAAGACACACCUGGUACCCAGGGCCCCCGUCCUGCCACCCGGAAGAGGCGCGGCCGGGAUCAAAGCCGUGGCCUCGAGCUCAAAAGUGGCCAGUAAGAUCCCCACCCCCAAGGGGGGCCUGACCAAAAACUCCAGCCGGACCUACACGAAGCGGUGACAGUGACACACGCACCCUGAGCCUCCCGCUGCCUCCUGCCCACCGCCUUCAGCCCUCUCCCUCAAGGGCACCCCAGGGCGGCCUUGGAGUCCCCAAGAGCAGCAUUGCCCACACGAGUCGGCCCCUCCUGCACCUGCCCCGCACCCUAGGACACACC
Messenger RNA from Suncus etruscus (white-toothed pygmy shrew), 3021 nucleotides. RefSeq names its product centrosomal protein 104 (gene CEP104). Bases 165 to 2864 code for a protein of 899 amino acids. Gene Ontology annotation, cellular component: cilium. NCBI's taxonomy places the organism in Eukaryota, Metazoa, Chordata, Mammalia, Eulipotyphla, Soricidae. The record is from RefSeq and is a predicted model, not a curated record. The transcript is spliced from 22 exons.